This is a messenger RNA of Mycena citricolor, 4971 nucleotides long. The record is from the annotation of a GenBank genome assembly. Lineage: Eukaryota; Fungi; Basidiomycota; Agaricomycetes; Agaricales; Mycenaceae.
CUCGCUUGCAAAAGGUCGUGAUGCCGUAUUUGUCCCGAUCGGGGAUAUACAGCUUUGUUGCCCGAUUUGGGCUGGGGGGGGCUAUGCUGAUCAACCUUCCGCACAAGUUAAACAAUUCUUAGGCACAAAUACUGGUUCAGCUUACCCGGCUACCUCUACUGUGGAGGUUCAUUUCGCAGUGCUCGCGCUGAUUCAAGUGCUGUGGACGAUAUAAAAGCCCCCAGGGUCUCGUUACGGCACACCUCUUUACAAUCAUGCCCUCUGACGACCAUAAUAUCCCCGCCAUCGUCACUACCGACCUUUCGCUCGACGUCUCUGAUGACCAUGCCCCCCCACGUCUCACUUUAUCCCCCGCUCAGGCCCUCUCCCCCUCGGACGGCCUUUUGUCUCCUCGUACUCCGUCGGUAGCCACUCGCGGGUCUCUAGACGUCCUUCCCAGCUCCCCCACUCACACAGACGAUGGUUCUUCCAUCAUGACACCGCCCUCCCCAACCCUUUCCAAUCACUCUUCUGUGCAUUUUCAGCCGAACACGACACUGUCUCUGCGCGAAAACAAGCCCGAGCCCAGGAAUCAGAGCCUGCUAUUGUCCCCCGAUACACCACUGUCCCAUCAACGCAAGCCGAGCAACGCCACGACAAUAAGCGACGUGACAGAGGCGGACCAUUCUCCGAACGCCCUUCGUUCGGUAAAGUCAUAUGCCACGAGCGAGACGCGUGUGCCCUCGCCUUCUGCCUCGCAUGCUAAACGCGGCACGGUUGAUUCUGAAGCCGCGAGAGGCAGGCGGGCGAAACCAGAGGGCUCUGAUGAGGACGAUGAGGAAGAGAUGCAAGCACUUGAGGCUGACGGCGAUCCAGCACCAUUUAGAUUUCAUGCGAAUGCGUUGGCGAUGCUGCCAGACUCAAAGGAUCUGGACCAACUGACCAGUAUGGGUGGCAUAACUGGGCUACUGGAAGGGCUAGCUACAAACGAGUUCACUGGCCUGGUCGACGCGUCCCUUGGAUCUGGCGACGGCCGGCCUGGCGCGGGCAAUGGAGCUUCACCACGUCAUGAUCCAGAGAAGGGUCUAGUGCCGGAGAUCACCCUCACCGAUCCCGAGGGCGAGCGCUCCGAGAACUGGAACUCAAGUGCCGCAUUCGCCGCGCCCAUGGAUAUCCGCCACCAGGUGUACGGGCAGAACGUCCUUCCCUCGCGAAAGAGCAAAUCUUUGCUCUCGCUCAUGCUUGCUGCGCUUAUGGAUAAGGUUCUCAUUCUGCUCUCCAUCGCCGCGGUGGUCUCGCUCGCAUUGGGCCUGUUCCAGGAUUUCGGGACGACCAGGCCGGCAGGACAGCCUCCGGUUGACUGGGUUGAAGGUGUCGCCAUCAUGGUGGCGAUUGUGAUCGUGGUUGUGGUUGGAUCCGUUAAUGACUGGCAAAAGGAACGGCAGUUCAAGGCCCUCAACGAUAAGAAAGAACAGCGCGGCGUGAAGGUGAUACGAGGCGGUGAAGAGAUGCUCAUCGACAUCAAGCAAGUCGUUGUCGGCGACAUCGCUCUCGUCGAACCAGGCGAGAUCCUGCCUUGCGAUGGCGUGUUCCUCAGCGGCCAUAACGUGAAAUGCGACGAGUCCGGUGCCACGGGCGAAUCCGAUGCGAUAAAGAAACUUUCCUACGACGAUUGCAUGCGGCUGCGGGGCACCGACGGAGCCGCGCAUACCGACUGCUUCCUCCUGAGCGGCAGCAAGGUUCUAGAGGGCGUUGGCAGAUAUGUUGUGGUGGCUGUGGGCACCAAGAGUUUCAACGGUAGGAUUAUGAUGGCUAUGCGAGGAGAAGCCGAGAACACUCCUUUGCAAACGAAACUUAACGCCCUUGCCGAAUUGAUCGCGAAAUUAGGCGCUGCAGCCGGUAUCAUCCUGUUCACGGCGCUGAUGAUCCGAUUCUUUGUGCAGCUCGGCCAGAACAACCCGCCCAGGACUGCAAACCAGAAGGGCAUCGCUUUUGUGAACAUCCUCAUUAUCGCUGUGACUAUCGUGGUGGUUGCUGUGCCCGAAGGUCUGCCACUCGCUGUGACGCUGGCUCUUGCAUUCGCCACGAAACGCAUGACGUACGAAAAGCUUCUCGUCCGGAUCCUCGGCUCCUGCGAGAUUAUGGCUAACGCUUCUGUUAUCUGCACGGACAAGACCGGAACCCUUACCCAGAAUGUGAUGAGGGUUGUGGCGGGGUCGGUCGGGAUCAAUGCCAAGUUUGUGCGUCGCCUGGAAGAGAACAGUGCGCGGGAGAAUACCGGAGAGCGCAAACACCCGAACGACUUCUCGCUCGAUCAGUCCCAGCUCAACACUGUCGUCAGCCCCCAGCUUCGGGAGCUGUUCAACGAAGCGAUUGCCGUGAACUCGACUGCUUUCCAGGACAAGGACCCCGAGACCGGCGAGCUCAUCUUUGUCGGGAGUAAGACCGAGACCGCGCUUCUGCAGUUUGCGCAGGAACUGGGCUGGACGGAUUUUAAGACGACGCGCAAUUCGGCAACAGUGCUGCAGAUGAUCCCCUUCUCGAGCGAGCGCAAGGCCAUGGGUGUGGUGGUCAAGACGCGCAGCGGAAGGAUCCGGGUGUUCUUCAAAGGCGCAAGCGAGAUUUUGUCGAAACGGUGUGUAUCGCACGUCGUGGUGAGCAAAGACGGGGCCUUUUCUGGCGAUGGAGUCGAGACGGGGCCGAUCGACGAACUGGCGAACGAUAAUAUUUCACGGACCAUCAUUUUCUAUGCCAACCAGAUGCUUCGGACGAUCGCACUGUGCUAUCGGGAUUUCGACUCGUGGCCGCCCCCAGGACUCGACCAUGAUGACCAGGGCGAGAUUCCGUUCGACGAGCUGGCGAAGGAUCUGACGCUGAUUGGCAUCGUCGGUAUCGAGGACCCGCUGCGGCCUGGGGUGGUCGAAGCUGUGGCUAAAUGCCAUAAAGCGGGCGUGACGGUGAAAAUGUGCACUGGAGACAAUGUGCUCACGGCUCGUUCGAUCGCGACCCAAUGUGGCAUCUUUACACCCGGCGGAGUGAUCAUGGAGGGCCCUGUGUUCCGGAAUCUGACGCCUAGUGAGAAGAUUGAGAUUGUGCCUCGGCUGCAAGUUCUCGCUCGCUCUUCUCCUGAAGACAAGCGUGUUCUGGUCGACACUCUCAAGCAACUGGGCGAGAUCGUCGGUGUGACUGGGGAUGGAACGAACGACGGGCCCGCGCUGAAGACGGCCAAUGUUGGUUUCUCGAUGGGCAUUGCCGGCACAGAAGUUGCGAAAGAGGCGUCGGACAUUAUUCUCAUGGACGAUAACUUUGCGUCGAUUGUGAAGGCGAUCAUCUGGGGUCGGUGUGUAAACGACGCGGUGCGCAAGUUCCUGCAGUUCCAGGUGUCGACGAACAUCACUGCUGUCAUCAUCACCUUCGUGUCUGCUGUUGCCUCGACGUCCGAGUCUUCAGUCCUGUCCGCUGUGCAGCUGCUUUGGAUCAACAUCAUCAUGGAUACGUUCGCUGCUCUGGCGUUGGCGACCGACCCUGCGUCUGAGUCUCUGCUGGACCGGAAGCCCGACAACAAGACGGCGCCUCUGUUCUCGACGGAAAUGUACAAGCAGAUCUUCUUCCAGUCCGCGUACCAGACCGUGGUGACCCUCAUCUUCCACUUCCUCGGCCACCAAAUCCUUGGGCUGCAUGCGUCGUCCAUUGCUUCUGUCACACGAACGAACGAUCUCACCGUGCAGACCUUGGUCUUCAACACGUUUGUUUUUGCACAAAUCUUCAAUUCCGUCAACUGCCGACGGCUCGAUCGCAAGCUGAAUAUCUUCGAGGGCAUGUCGAGAAACUGGUAUUUCAUCGUAAUCACGCUGAUUGAAAUCGCUGUGCAGGUCUUGAUCGUCUUCAUCGGUGGAUCUGCGUUCCAGGUGACUCGGAUCGGUGGCCGCGAGUGGGGCAUCUCGCUCGCCCUGGGUGUGGUCUCCAUCCCGCUGGGCGUUUUCGUCCGACUGCUGCCGACGGCGCCGUUUGAAAAGGUGUUCGAUCGACUUGGCCUGCUCGGACGUGCACAGGACAUUUUGCCGACGACGGCUACUGGUCCCGACAAUGUGGGCUGGAACGCCUUUACCGAAGUCAGAGACAACCUCAGCACCUUCGCCAACCUGCGUGGUGGGCGUGUCCGGUCAUCCUCGUUUGUUAUCAAGAGCCGACCUGCGAGGAUAAGCCAGGACAAAGAACGACCUGUCUCUCUUCUUGCUAUGGCGCCGACGCUCAUGAUGGGCACAAUCGCCGCCAGUCACGCUUGGACGCAGCCAGGCUCACUUUCUGAUCCCACGCAAUCUGACCCAUCCACGUCCUCAGCAGCGUUGUGGGAGGGAAAGCUGCAGCUUCACCCAGCCACGGAGAAGGAUGAUCCAGCGUACAGGCGCUUCGGAGGCAGCCAGAGUCUUGCCGGCAAGCCUGAUCUGUCGUCAUCACCAUUGUCGUAGUAGAGUUCUAGAUAACGUAUUCUAAUGCUGAUAAUACAUCUCAGACGCUUGUCUCCUGCCGUCCGCCCAGAACACUGAUCACUUGCUCGUAGACUGUGAAUACGAUUCCGCCGCUGAGCUGCAGAUCGUUGGAAGUUGGAUCACUCGGCUACAAAGAAAAAACAUACCACAAGUCGGGUCAGACGAGGCGUUGUUCCUGUCCAGAAACGGAGGAUGCCUUCUUCCGUAAAGAUCCUGUAUGCGCAGUGGAACGAGUUGGAGUACUGCGCCCGCGCCUCCAGUGUCUGCAUCCGCGUCUUGAUCACGCUGACGACAGCCUCAAUACGAGUCACCAAAAAAAAAACAUGGGACACACUCUAAAGGCAUCGUCGUGUAAACCGUCACCAGCCCUGCGAUCGCCCCAAUCCCGAACGUGAUGGUCGUCGGCAGCGUUUGGCCAGGCCGGGCCGCACCCUGCGCAAACUGCUUGAGGGUCGAGUACGUCGUGAAGCGGAUGGCGGAGUUGGCGCCCUGGCGCAUCAUC